GCCAUGGAAUCAGACGCCGCCAUAAACGAGAACCUGCGGCAGCAGUUUAAGACGCUUCAGGAGCAGCAACAGAAACGUCUCCAGAGACUGAUGGAGAGGAAGAAAGAGAAGCAGAGCGGGCAGGAGCAGAAAAAAGCCGACGCAUUUGGAGUUCAGGACCAGCUAGAUCUAUUCCGACUGGAUAGGGAAUCCUCCGGCGAUCUGGGAAAAAGGAUCCUGGAGGAUGAGAACGAGCGGCUGCAGGGACAGGCACGGGAACUGCAGGAUGAAAAUGGCCGACUGCACAAACUUCUGAGGGAAAAAGAGUUUGAGAUUCGACACCUCCGGAGGAAAGUAGAAGACGACAAGGUGGCUCUGGCUGGUAAUCACCAACCCUGCGAAUGCGUUAGCUUUGAUUUAAUACGGGACUACACUCACCUCCGCUCCAGUGAUAAAAUGUCUGAACGCUCCCUCGCCGGCACCAACAUCUUCUCACUGGCUUCUUCUCGAAAUGAAUCCAUUGUGGAAUUGUCCAAAAGAAAUCGUGAGCUCAGCGCUGAGCUGGAGAGUGAAAAGACCAAAGUGAGGCAACUGAAUAGCAGAGUGAAAGAGCUGGAGAGAGAGCUGCAUACAACCACGGCAAAAUUUGCACAAGACCCCGAGAAAGACUCUAGAAAUGGGCCGAAUGCGAUCUGGUCCAUGGAAGUAACUCCGGCAGAAAGCUCCGAGAUGAAAGCGUUACAAGACAAGCUGGCGGCCGCCAAUUUAAAGCUAUCGGAAUAUCGGAACCAAAUCCAGACCACUAAACAAGAGCUGAAAAUGGCUCACAAGGUUUUAGUCAAUGAAGUUGGAGAAGAUGUGAAUAUUCCUCAGCUAAUUACUUCAUCGGGAAGCUGGAGAGGCCGGGCGCAGAUGAUUCUAGCUCUGCAGGGCAGGGUCCGGGAGCUGGAGACCCAGCUGGGCCAGAUAAGGAGUCCCACGUCAGAGCUCAGUCUGGAGGAAGAGAUGAUGGGUACAUCCAGGAGGCUGCCAGCUCAGGAGAAGAACUUGUUUCGCCUGCGAACGCUGGAGAAGGAGAAGAAAGAAACUUUGGAGAGGCUGACCGGAGAACAUGACACUGUCAAGAAGGAACACGAGGAUCUGAAAAAGAAGUUUGAGGCUUCAAAAGCCAGAAACAGAUCUCUGUCCAAUGACCUGAAGACCCUCAAAUUGCAGAUGACAACAUUGCUGGAGAAAGGGAAGCAUGACGAUGAACUCAUAGACGCCCUCCUGAUCCAGCAGAAGAACAUGCAGGAGAUCCUCGCCAACCUGACCAAAAUGGAGCAGAAACACCAAGACUCGCAGCAUUCCCUGGGCGUUCACCUGAAUAACGAGAACCAGAAGCAGAACUCGCUGGUCACUCAGCUAAAGCAGAUGGUGGCAGAGAGGGAGGCCAAGGUGAAAGAUCUGGAGGAGGAAAUCCAGCAACUGACCACCAAGAGUUCCCCUAAAAGGCCGUCCAGCAUGAAAACUUUAGCAGAAGUGUCACAUAAUGGGAUCGGGAUGGAUCACCGGCUUUCAGUGCGGUCACUGUCUGACAGCAGCGGUCACAUGGGCUCAGCUAGGACAGUUUCCAAACUGGGACACGAGCUGGUAGAGACCGUCGCAGCUCCACCUCCUGUCAUCGGCAUGGCUUCUUCAUCUGGAAGCUCGGAGCUGCGGGCGCAGUACGCCGAAUACAGAGCGCUGUGUCAGGCCGCCGAGGUGGAGAGGGACCGGCUGAUGGAGCUGGUGUCAGUCCUGCAGAGGAGGGUGGAGGAGAACAAUAUGAAGGCUCUGGAAGCGGAGAAGAAGCUGCAGGAAGAGAGACGGCGCUCUGUUCACCUAGAGCAGCAGCUGGAGAGGAUAAAGAUGGACGCCGCAAAGAACGGCGCCACACAAAAGAUGUCCGCUCGCGGCAAAGCCGGACAGUCGCUCAGCAACUCCCGACUCUUCCGGAAUUUCAAUGAAUCCUCCGAUUUAUCCUCCAACGUUCCACUGGAGACUCAGCUCGAGGAGCUCAGCACAAAGCUUGAAAUUAAAGUAGAAGAAAACGAAGCUUUAAAAUCAGCUCUAAAGAGCGCCCUGAAAACGAAGGAGGACGACCUGAAACUCUACAAUGAGAUGAUGGUGCAGGUGAAGCAGAUCUUCCUCCAAGCUCUGCGCCAGCACAAGCAGGAACGUGGCGCCCUCUAGUGUCCCCCCAGGGGCAGCUGCAUCCAUGACGCCUCAAGUGUCCUUGCUAAA
Messenger RNA from Nanorana parkeri, 2244 nucleotides. It is a transcript of the gene CCDC13, whose product is annotated as coiled-coil domain containing 13. Bases 4 to 2193 code for a protein of 729 amino acids. The transcript has 15 exons. Gene Ontology annotation, biological process: non-motile cilium assembly; cytoplasmic microtubule organization. NCBI's taxonomy places the organism in Eukaryota, Metazoa, Chordata, Amphibia, Anura, Dicroglossidae. The record is from RefSeq and is a predicted model, not a curated record. Gene Ontology annotation, cellular component: centriolar satellite.